CACUGGUGCACAAAUAGAGAUGCCUGUGUGCAGCAGAGACAGCGAGAGAGGGACAUAUGAUAUACCAAUUCUCAGUGCAACUUAGGAGGACCUACCCUCACAUCGCAUCACGCCCACCCCCCUCCGCAGGCAAGCUCUACCUUGGUUCUCUGUAAAUAUCAUUAUGUGCUUUUUCCAGUCUUGAUUGUGAAAAAGGCAGACCUCUGAGCACUGUCUGUCUGUCUGGUCCACCGAGCUCGGCUUCUGUAAUAGCUCUGCAUCUGCCAGUGCUGAGGACUUGAUGCUGAAAGGAGCUGUCCGCAGUGCUGAACUUACCCAGCCCUUGUCUGCUCUGGGAUCCCAAAGUUUGUUGGAUGUAGAGCGCUGUGUUUUAUCUGGAUAAAAAGCAAAUGGUUUCUUGUGCUUUUUUCUCUUGUGCGUGGCGAGUACACAAAUCCAGGCUCGGGGUAUUCUUGUCCUGAAUGAAUCGGCCCUAGAGCACAGACGUCUUUGCCAAGUUUUCAGCUUUGUAACCAGUGCCGUCAUCCAAACAGUGACAGAUUGAAAAUCUUUUCCCAAAUGUUUUCUUCCCCUUUAUUUUGUUGUUUUUUUUAUUUUAUUUAGACACGAAAGAAGAUUUUAAAUGACUUAAUAUCCAGCCUUCUUCAUGGUGGUCAGUAUAGGAUUCCUCAACGACUCUGUAGGGUAAUUGACCCUCUAGAAAGACUAAGAACUAAGAGAAGCCAAGGGUCACGUUGACUCUUCAUUUGUAAUCAGCUGAGUGGGUAGAUUCAUCAUCCUGGGGUCUUUAGUCCCUUAUGCCUGGAAAGCAUCUAAAAAGUGUCCGUAAAUGAAAAGGAGGAUCGGCAUCGGAGAAAAAACAACACAAUGAUCUUGGCAGCGCCUGGGUAAUCGUUCCGGAAGGUUUAUUUGUUGCACACCUGCUCUGAACACUUAGAGUUGGCAGAAGAAAUUGAAGAUAUUUCAACACCUUCACUUUUCCCCUAAAUGCUUUUCACUGUCAUGGCAAUCUGGCUUCCCUGGGAAGGAGAAAUGUCUUUCCCUUUCUGAAGUGUGUGGGAGACAACUAGUUGCUUAUGUAUUAUCGUGCAAGCACUUAAGGAUUUCUCCUGUCGAGUAAGGAAGGUAAUGUACUCACAUUAAUCUGAAGAUGAAGGAUACAGGGGAAUCUUUUAGUCUUUUUUAUUUUUCACCCUGAGCAAUGAGCAUAACAUGAAGAUCAGGCUAUACAUAAUAACAAAGACAUCAGUGUUUGUAGACAAGGCAAGUCGAAUAGAGUGGGUUUAUCAGAGGUGCUUUCUGUGAUAUUCUCAAACUGCCAUGCUUAUUUUGCCCAGGGUAUAGCAACUAGCCUGCUUUUUUGCUGGGCAGUUUCAUUUCAGCUAUCAUUCUGGGCAUCGCACUGACUGAAUGAAUGAGGGGGUGGUGGUACUCAGCUGUUCUGCAGAUGCCCAGCGUGAGAUGCCCCCCUACUGGUGAGUCCCUGGGGGUGUGUCAUGAUUCGAGAAGAGAGGAGCCGGGCUUCAGCUGGCAGCUGCCCCUCAGGUGUGGCCAGAAGAGAUGCCCAGGUGGUGCCCCCCACGUGCUACGCCAGGACAAAGCAACGCCGUGCCUUAAAGCUACCCUCUCUGGAGCACACCAAGCUGCAUGGCCUGAGAUAUAUAUGCUCACCAAGGUUGGCAUUUCAACGACGUGCAUUUUGGUUCCUUGCAUUCUUCACAUCGCUGGGACUCUUACUGUCUUGGUCAUCCAACAGGUUGCUCUAUUGGUUAUCUUUUCCAUCUCACACCCGAGUGCAGCUGGAAUGGAGCAAGGAGUUGGUCUUUCCAGCUGUUACCCUUUGCAACAACAACCCAGUUCGAUUUCACAAGCUCGGCAAAAGCGAUCUUUACUUUGCAGGUUACUGGCUGGGACUAUUGUUGGCCAACCGUACAGCUCGACCCCUGCUGGCAGAGCUGCUGCCCGAGGACAAACACAAAUGGUUCCACAAACUUGCAGAUUUCCGGCUUUUCCUGCCACCUCGGGACUUUGAUGGGAUCAGUGUCGGUUUCAUGGACAGACUGGGCCAUCAACUGGAAGAAAUGCUGCUUUCUUGCCGUUAUCGGGGUGAAACUUGUGGUCCACACAAUUUUUCCACAGUGUUCACAAGGUACGGGAAAUGUUACAUGUUCAAUUCUGGACACGAUGGUCGGCCUCCGCUCACCACUGUGAAAGGAGGGACAGGAAACGGCUUGGAAAUCAUGUUGGACAUCCAGCAAGAUGAGUAUCUACCCAUCUGGGGAGAGACCGAGGAAACUACUUUUGAAGCUGGAGUAAAAGUACAAAUACACAGCCAGUCUGAGCCGCCAUUUAUCCAAGAGCUGGGGUUUGGCGUGGCCCCUGGAUUUCAGACCUUCGUGGCUACUCAAGAGCAAAGGCUUGCAUAUCUCCCCUCACCUUGGGGCAAUUGCCGCUUCUCCGAUCUGGGCUCGGACUUUUUCCCAGUAUACAGUAUCUCAGCUUGUAGGAUCGACUGUGAAACCAGAUACAUUGUAGAGAACUGCAACUGCAAAAUGGUGCACAUGCCAGGUGAUGCUCCCUUCUGUACCCCCGAGCAGUAUAAAGAGUGUGCGGAACCAGCGCUAAGUUUACUGACAGAGAAGGAUGGAGGGUUUUGCAUGUGUACAAUGCCCUGUAAUCUUACUAGAUACAACAAGGAGCUGUCCAUGGUGAAAAUCCCCAGCAAGACAUCUGCCAAGUAUUUAGAAAAGAAAUUCAACAAGUCGGAGAAGUACAUUACGGAGAAUAUUCUUGUCCUGGACGUUUUCUUUGAAGCUUUGAAUUAUGAAACAAUCGAGCAGAAAAAAGCUUAUGAAGUGGCCGGGUUGCUUGGUGACAUUGGGGGUCAAAUGGGACUUUUCAUAGGUGCCAGUAUCCUGACUAUCUUGGAGCUAUUCGACUACAUAUAUGAGCUGAUCAAGGAAAAGCUGUUAGAUCUCUUGGGCAAGGAUCAUGAGGAAGGAGGACAUACAGAGGAUCUGAGUACCUGUGACAACAUGCCAAACCAUUCAGAAACCAUUAGCCACACUGUGACGGUGCCACUGCAGGCCACACUGGGGACACUGGAAGAAAUUGCCUGCUGACGUUUUGAAAGCACUCUUUAUUUUGUGCCAAAAGUGUAGCGGACACAGCAUGGUGGUCAGAGAGGGACGCCCCGGCACACCCUGGUAAAGGAACUAGGGGACUACCAUGAAAACAGAUCUGUAUACUGCCAACUGUACACAGCCCUGCAUGCCUGCAGUGUAUACAGCACUGAUCCUCAUAUGAUGUGUGAGGAGACCCCCCACACAGACACACAAUGCACACCUAUUGCUCUCCGUACAGCUCUCUGUGCUACGCGGGUUCAACAAGUGGUUUUUAUAUAAAAAGAAAAAAAA
Molecule: messenger RNA, 3416 nt
Organism: Rana temporaria (common frog)
Lineage: Eukaryota; Metazoa; Chordata; Amphibia; Anura; Ranidae
Product: acid-sensing ion channel 2
Exons: 10
Coding region: 1497-3122 (541 amino acids)
Biological process (GO): sodium ion transmembrane transport
Cellular component (GO): membrane
Molecular function (GO): ligand-gated sodium channel activity
Source: RefSeq, a predicted model, not a curated record